Messenger RNA from Clupea harengus (Atlantic herring), 2140 nucleotides. RefSeq names its product serine hydrolase like (gene serhl). Gene Ontology annotation, cellular component: membrane. The record is from RefSeq and is a predicted model, not a curated record. NCBI's taxonomy places the organism in Eukaryota, Metazoa, Chordata, Actinopteri, Clupeiformes, Clupeidae.
UGCUAAAAGUAUAGGUAUAGUUAAUUUAACUGAAAAGGUUAAAGUCCUCUUUAGCUUAUCAAUAAUAUUGUUGUUAUUUCUCCUUUAAUGUGGUCCUUCUCCUCACUAAACACAUUUUACGCCGUUAACUUGCUUACACCGAAAAAGGGAACUGGGAACAUGCUCCUCUUGACAACUCCACGGCUAGUCACAUCUCUGGAAAGUUGAGUAAAGGUUGCUAUUAGUUAUCUGUUUUCAAUUUGCUAAUGCACUGGCAGUUUUACUAAGAUUCUGUACACUAAUUCAUUCUAUGGUGCUACUUAAAUCCAUGUCGUCCAUAUGUCUCAUCAAGGUUGGGAACCUAUCAACUUAUCAAAGAGCUAGCUAAGGGUAAGUCUAACAUAAAGAUAGUGGAGUUCAGGUGGCGACCUGGCGAACUUUACCUGAAUGUGCCAGCUAAACCUUUGUUUGGCAGACCGCGGUUUGAGCCUCUGACCCCUGAAGUCGUUCUCACAAUGAUUCAAGCCUUGAAUGGUGCCAGACAACUUGCCACGACUACAUGAAACGCGCUGCCUCAGAGUUCCGUUUGCCAGUCCCUUGGGGGGAGCUGAGAGGGCAGGUUUGGGGUCCUGAGGAGGGCCGUCCAAUCUUAUGCCUGCAUGGCUGGGCAGACAACUCCGGGUCCUUCAACACCCUGAUCCCGCUGUUGCCACAAGAGUGGAGGUGUGUGGCAGUGGACAUGGCAGGUCAUGGCCUCUCUUCCCCACGGCCUCCUGGAGUAUUCUACACCUUCCCUGCAUAUAUCACUGACGUGAGGAGAGUUGUCGAAGCCCUCCAAUGGAAGCGGUUCUCCAUACUUGGCCACAGCAUGGGGGGCAAUGUGGCUGGAAUGUUCAGUGCACUGUUCCCUGAGAUGGUGGAGGGUCUGGUGCUUCUGGAUUCCUAUGGGUUCCUGCCCACUAACACGAACGAGCUGCCCGGGAUAGUGAGGCAGGGGAUUGAGGAAAUGGUGCGGUUGGAGGAGACUGAGAAGGAUGGGAAGAAGGAGAGGAUUUAUACCUAUGAGAAGGCCAUGCAGAGGUUAAUGGCAGCCAACCCUCAUCUAUCAGAGCAAUCAGCUAAGAACCUUCUAGAAAGGGGAAUAAGAGAGGUUGAAGGAGGUUUUGUGUUCACGAGAGACUUCAGACUCAACCUGAAAAACGUGACCCGCAAUAGUCUGGAGCAGUGUUUAGAGUAUCAGUCCAGGAUCCAGGCCCGUGUGCUGCUCUUAAUGGCUGAUGCUGGUCUGAAUAAAUCCUUCCCCCUACCUGAAGGCUGCUCUGAGUCCCUCAUGAACGGGUACCAGAGAAGUAAGAACAUGAAAGUCAUGACGGUGUCAGGUGAUCAUCACGUUCACAUGAACCAGCCGGAGGGCCUAGUGCCCAUCAUCACCGACUUCCUGCAGUCCGUCGGCUCAGCGCAAGCCACUGAGAACACAGCCAAGCUAUAACACAAGCUCAUUUUACUUACACACACAUGCGGGCACACACACACACACACACACACACACACACACACACACACACACACACACACACACAUAUCAUACAUACAUACAUACAUACACAUGUGCGCAACUUUUAGUUCACUGAUCAAAUGAACAAGAACUAAUUUGAAUAAAUAAUUGUAUUUGUCAUAAAUAAAUAUAGCUCACAAUUACAUACUUCUUAACGCAAGCUGUAAACACUACAAAGUUCUGUGCAUCUAGUUUCUUCAUUUCAGUGCAUGCCAGUGAAACUAAAACAAACAGUGGCUGGAACAAGGAAUUGUCGAGAAGCUUUCUCCUUUCAAGAACAACUGUAUCAUGGUAGUCUAAAGAUCAUUUAUGUUUUUUUUAUCUGUAACAAAGACUACCGACUUUUCAUUCACUUACGUUACUCCAACCAUGUGGAAAACCAGUGCUGUGGCAUUAACAUAUUUAAGUUCGGUUUUAAUACUGUUCAAAUACUCUUUAUACUAAUGUAGUUUUAAUGCUGUUCAAAUACUGUUUAUACUUAUAUAGUUUUCAGGUGUGGGUGUUGCAUGUCAUAAUGUAUGUGUGUGUGUGUGUGUUAGUCUGCCAUACCGACCGUGCCUCAAGGGGUCACCACUGUGGCACAAAUAAAAUGAUAACAAAACACUA